AAGGAAAUUAGCGUUAGCCGACCAGAAUGCGAGCGUGCAGAAACGUGAAUCUGACUGCGUGCGCGUUUGUGGGUGGAAUCUACUGCACGGUUUAGUACUUUGGUCCUAAACAUUUUUAUUUUCAUGUUUUGCUUUUGCCAGCGUUUCGUUGUUUGUUUUGAGUCUUUUUAUUUUGUAUUUAUUUUCUUUGCACACCUAAGCGGAACCUUAACGGCUAGCUACAGAACUUGGGUGUUGAAACGUUGCAUCAGUUCUCCAGUGAACGGGCCACUGGUUGUCGAUAUUCACCGUUACUGUGCGCAGAGCAUGUGUGCAAACUGAAGCAGCUGCAGUCUGGGUGGAGAAGAAGCUUCGGUGCUAACAGUUGAGCAUCUGAGGCCCAACAUGGCUGCCGCCCGACCUGCAGCCGGAACCAGCGCCGCUGCAAGUGAACACGUAGAUAUCUACGGCGACCUUUGCGCAGACGAUGAAAAGGAUUUGGAUAAAAUUGCUGAAGCAAAUGAACUUUUUGAUGCUGUUCUUACUGGUACGGUCAAUCAAGACAAGAUCGCCACAAAAAGUUCCUCCAGACAUACUCCAGCUAAAGACGGGGGUAAAUCAACUGAUGCCAAACCACAAAAAGCAGGAUCGUCUCAGAAGAAGUUGUCUAUAUAUGUUGGAAACUUCCCCUGGUGGACAUCUGAUGAGGAGAUAUCUUGUAUCGCCCAAAGACUUGGCGUGAAGGACAUCAAAGAAAUCAAAUUUGCUGAGAAUCAAGUUAAUGGCCAAUCCAGGGGCUACGCAGAAGUGGUGGUAACAUCAGAGGAGUCACUUAAAAUUUUAUUGGAAAAAAUACCACAAUGUCACAUAAAUGGGGAAUUGUUAAAAUGUCGAUUUGCCACUCUUCAAAACCUCAGUGUGUUUGAGGCAAUUGCCAAUAAACGUAUGCCUUUGCGUGUACGAUCAGAUUCUAAAGAUUCAGAUUCCACAGAAUCUAAUUCUACAGGAAAAGUUCCCACGUCUUCUUCCAGCGUCCCCCCCAUUCCUUCACUUUUUCUACCACGUUCAUUUCCAAACAGCUUUCCUCCACCUUCCAACCCGUUUCUUCUCCAGCCUCCUCCACUGUUCCCAAACAUUCCACCAGGAAUCUCUCCUCUCAUGCCACCACAUAUGUUUCCUCCCCCUCCUAUCCCCCCCCAAAUGCCUGUCCUGCCGUCUCCCAGUCUUCACAUGAAUCCAGCGUUCUUCAGCCCUACACCGGACACGAACAGCAACAAGCCAUACAGCCAACAAGGAAAACCACCUCAAAAUAAAGAUGGAGAUUUUGAGGAACUAAUGAGCAGGAACAGAACCAUUGCCAGCAGCGCAAUCACCAAGGCCGUGUCUGGAGCAACGACUGGUGACACUGAUAUGGCCAUGGAAACUUUAUUAACAGCUAUUGCCAUCAUUAAGCAGUCUAGAGUAUAUGAAGAUGAGCGCUGCCAAACUCUAGUCACCUCACUAAAAGACUGUUUAGUUUCGAUCCAGAGCAACAACGAUUACGAGAGAAGAAGCCGCUCUAGAGAAAGAGAACGGGAUAGAGGUCAUGACAGAGACAAUGAGCGCAACAGAGGUCGUGACAGAGACCGAGACUAUGAGCGUGACAGAGAACGUGACCGCGACAGAGAACGUGACCGUGACUAUGAGCGUGACAGAGAACGUGACCGAGACUAUGAGCGCGACAGAUAUAGAGAAAGUUCCAGAAAUGUCGUUUACAACAGGGAGAAUGCAGGAAAGUUUCGAAGGCCCAGAGAACAUUCCUGGAGUGGAGAGAGAAACAAGGAGCGCUCCAAAGAACGGGAAGGAUACAAAGAUUACAGAGCUCGAUACCACUAACCUGACUGAAGCUUGUGGAGCAGAAACGAAGGGGACCUUUUGUUUUUGCAUCAAGUCGGUGUAAAGAAGAUUCUUUGAUGAAAAUGAGAAAUUGUCUUUUCAAAAGUAUAAAAUGUACUUUUUGUUUCCCAAUCAGUCAUUGUAGGACUUUGUUUUAAUAAAAAAAAAACAAUUUAGAUUUGUCCAUGUAAUAUAGAAUUUCAACACAUGCAUGCAGUGAACACC
This is a messenger RNA of Nematolebias whitei (Rio pearlfish), 2079 nucleotides long. Its product is annotated as cleavage and polyadenylation specificity factor subunit 7. The record is from RefSeq and is a predicted model, not a curated record. The coding region runs from base 385 to 1854 and encodes 489 amino acids. The transcript has 9 exons. Gene Ontology annotation, biological process: mRNA alternative polyadenylation. NCBI's taxonomy places the organism in Eukaryota, Metazoa, Chordata, Actinopteri, Cyprinodontiformes, Rivulidae. Gene Ontology annotation, molecular function: mRNA binding. Gene Ontology annotation, cellular component: mRNA cleavage and polyadenylation specificity factor complex.